GCUGAUCUGACAGAGAAAGGAGUCUGGUGGUUCCAGUUGAAGGUCUGGUCUGUGGCAGUCGUAUCUAUCUUGCUCCUCUGUGUCUGUUUCACUGUGAGUUCUGUGGCAAGUCACAAUUUUAUGUAUAGCAAAACUGUCAAGCGGCUGUCCAAGUUACAAGAGUAUCAACAGUAUUAUCCAAGCCUGACCUGCGUCAUGGAAGGAAAGGACAUGGAAGAUUGGAGCUGCUGCCCAACCCCUUGGACAUCAUUUCAGUCUAGUUGCUACUUUAUUUCUACCGUGAUGCAGUCUUGGACUAAGAGUCAAAAUAACUGUUCUGUGAUGGGGGCUGGUCUGGUGGUGAUCAACACCAAGGAAGAGCAGGAUUUCAUCACUCAGAAUCUGAAAAUAAAUUCUGCUUAUUUUCUGGGGCUGUCAGAUCCAAAGGGUUGGCGACAUUGGCAAUGGGUUGAUCAGACACCAUACAAUAAAAAUGUCACAUUCUGGCACUCAGGUGAACCCAAUAGCCCUGAUGAGCGUUGUGCGAUAAUAAAUUUCCGUUCAGAAGAAUGGGGCUGGAAUGACGUUCACUGUCAUGUACCUCAGAAGUCCAUUUGCAAGAUGAAGAAGAUCUACAUAUAAAUGAAAUAUUCUCCAUGGAAAUGUGUUUUGUUGGCAUCCACCAUUGUAGAAAGCUAACUUGAUUUUUUAAUUUCUGUGUAAGUUUUGUACAAGGAA
Messenger RNA from Macaca mulatta (Rhesus monkey), 717 nucleotides. It is a transcript of the gene CLEC4C, whose product is annotated as C-type lectin domain family 4 member C. The record is from RefSeq and is a predicted model, not a curated record. NCBI's taxonomy places the organism in Eukaryota, Metazoa, Chordata, Mammalia, Primates, Cercopithecidae.